Messenger RNA from Fundulus heteroclitus (mummichog), 4517 nucleotides. RefSeq names its product WW domain binding protein 1-like b (gene wbp1lb). Lineage: Eukaryota; Metazoa; Chordata; Actinopteri; Cyprinodontiformes; Fundulidae. The record is from RefSeq and is a predicted model, not a curated record. The transcript is spliced from 4 exons. The coding region runs from base 275 to 1498 and encodes 407 amino acids.
ACUCGCACGCCACUGGUGACUCGUGGGCUUGGGGGGGAGGUGGAGGUGGAACUUAUCUUGUGUAACAGCUGUAUCGGGCAGCGGCGCACACCGUUAAGCAGCAACCAGUUGCUCCAGCCCCGCUCCCGGUAGACAUGUCCCAGAGGAGGAGGCGCACACGGCGGCCUCUCAGCGCAACCCGAGCCGAGCCAUAAACGGAGAACGUUCGCGGGGACGCAGUUAGUUGGGGAAGAGCAGAGGUUUACAUGCUCUCCCGCGGCCGGUUCUCCGCGGAAUGAGAGCCGCGUGUUCGGGCGUCAAGAUGGGAUUGUUUCUGCACGCUGUCGGCUCUGUCAGCCCCACGGAGCCCGCAGCAGAAAGGAGCCUGAUCCAGUGCGAGGGCGCCAACAACCAGAGCUACUCCUGCGAGUACGGACACUGCUGCGGAGAGUCCCAGUGCUGCAGUUUUUACUACGAGCUCUGGUGGUUUUGGCUGGUGUGGGCGAUCAUCUUCAUUUUGUGCUUCUGCUGCAUUUGCCACCAUCGGCGCACGAAACACCGAAUGCAGCAGCAGCAACGGCAGCACGAGAUCAACCUCAUUGCUUACCGGGAAGCGCACAACUUCCCCUCGGUGCCCUUCUACUUCAGGUUUCUACCAAACUACCUCCUUCCUGACUACGAGGAGGUGGUCAAUCGACCUCCGACUCCUCCGCCUCCUUACACCGCCUUAAACACAAGCCCAUCCUCGGUGACGUCUGUCCCCAUGGCUCCCGAGCAGCAGGCGGGACACUGUCCCCCCAUCCAGUCUUCUCCCGCCCCCCCAGUCUCUGACGGCCCGUGCAGCAGAACCUCCUCAGAGGAGGCGCAGCCUCCCGCCUUUGACUUCAGGCCCAAGCCGGACAGCAAAGCCGUGCAAGCGGCACAAGACUCCAGCAUAAUUCUCCUGUCGGACGGGCUGAAUGUGGAGACGCUCACGGGCCAGGAGAAGAAAACGGGGCGCGGGGACGACUGCUGCAAGGACCCCCUGCUGAAGGAGUUCGCCCUGUCAGAGGGUUGCACCGACGACAAGGAGCGGCUCCCCAAUGGAAGGAGGCGGCGUUUCACCGGGGACUCUGGGAUUGAGGUGUGUGUGUGCGGCACGUGCGGGAGCAGCGGCUGCAGCGGCGCCGGAGGGGCCGGCCAGGACAGUAAGGAGCGGGAGAGCCUGCUGGGGCGCGGCGUGGCCGACACCAACGAGGAAGAGGAGGAGGAGGAGGAGGAGGAGGAUGCCGGUGACUUCUGUGACAGUUGCGGCCAUCGAGCCUCCCUGGGUGUGGAGGAGGACCAGGCGCCGUGCGGGCUGGAGAGGAGGGCCGGGCGCGUGCCGGCAGGAGCCCCCCAGACGGCACAGAACGUAGGCGGCGGCUCGCUCAGCCCCCCCAUCUGCCUUCUCCUCCACACCAUCAGCGAACAGGACGGCCCGGCCCACGGCUCCGACCCGCAGGGCCGAGACGCGCUCCCUGUUCACACGGGGAAGUAGAACAGGGCGCUGAAGCUCUUUCAGAUUGAUUUAUUUAUGAGGCCACCUUAAAACGAGCAGAUGCAGGAGCAGCAAAGCGACUCCCAUCCAGAGGAGGAGACGCCUUGCUCUUCUCCAUGCUGGGCCCAGAGGCCUUAGCCAGUGUAUUAUGGGUAAUGUAGGCGGGGCCAGUGUAACGCUCCCCUCUCUGCAGUCCUCCUUCAGUCCAACGCACUGACUCGGGGAAAGUCCUCACGGCUGACGUGGGGGCGUGAUGAGCGGCUGGUACCCGACCGCCCGCAGGAAAUCCCCCGAACCACGCGGUGAGACGGCGUGCUGCGCAGGAGCGUUUUGGAUGCAGCGUUACCGGAGCGCUCCGUCAUGUUGGUGCUGUGCAGGACGUCUGGAGCAGGCUGCAGGGCGGUCCCGGUAGCCGUGCUUUCUAAAGUGCUUUUUCAGCGAUUUAUAAACCACUCUGCCUUCUGUGUGUGUCGCUCUAUCAGCCUCGCAAGUGACGGGGUGGUUAAUGUGCGUUAAAGAUGAAUCGAAGCGUGAACACUUCCAGUUUUAUACAGUGUUUCUAAAAGCGAAACGUUUUGCAAAACCUAACAUAGGUUUAGUCUCGAGUUGCGGUUUGUGGUUUGUUGUCAUGCAACAUGUUUAAAUGAAUAGGUCUGUGUGUGAGUGUGUGUGUGUUAGUAGGAAAUGUAGGAUUUACUUGGUAUACAAUCGUUUUCAAUCUGAUUUAGCUGAAUGUAGCUAGUGCCUAAGGAAACGCAGCGUGUGAUUUUUGACGAACGAUAAAGCUUUACUGAAACUGACCAUUCCUGAUAAAGCAGGUACUGAAAGCUCGAAUGUUUCGCUUCACGGAGAUUAAAACUGAAAUAGGCAACAUCAGACCUCAAGAUUUCCUUUUUUUUUGUCACUUAAACCUUCACCGCCUCCUGCAUUUAAAAAAUAUUAAACCUCUUAGCAAAAUGAUUUCUUUAAUUUCUGAGUUAGUUUUUUUUCUUCUUUUGAACAUUUUCCAUUUGCACUGAUCAUUGUAAGAGAAAAUCAAAGGUCAUAUUAGAUUGAAUAAGGAAAGUCUGCAAACGUGUUGUUUCAAGUCUUUCCACCAUAAUCAGAGAUGCGGGUCUGGAUUUGGACUCCGCUACUUCAACCCAUGAGUAUAAAUUGAUCUAAAGAUCUCGGCUGUAGCUCUGGCUCCAUGUUUAGGGUCAUUGUUUGGCAGAAUGAUAAACAUCCUCCAUGUGAAAAACAACCUGUAUCAGGUUUUCCUCCAGGGAUGUUUAAUUUCAUCCCUCUGCUGAUGAACUCCAACCAGCUUCCCUGGGUCCUGCCAGAGAAAAGCAGCACGAUGCUGCCACCGCCAUCUUUGUCAUCUUUAUUUAUAUAGCACAUUAGGGAAAAUAACAAAUGCACAACAUGAAAUAAGAAUAAUCAAAAAUAAUAAAAGUUUAAAUACAGAAAAAUACUAAAGAUAAAAGAAGUUGUAGGGACAGUGUGUUCCACAACACCACAGCGAUUUACAUGUUUGCUAGAAGGUUUCAUCAGCGUACCCUCUGCUGUCCCCCACAUACAGUCAUAUUCAAUAUAUUAGAGUAUACAUUUCUGUUUUUCCGAUUAAAAGUACCUUUUGAAACAAAGAACACCCUCUAUGCUGAAAUUAAACACACUUUUCAUCAAGCCCCGUUUUUUUUCUAUUGGUCUGAUGCGAUUUUCAAAUCUUAAAAGAUAUGUUUUUAUUAGCUGGAGGUGGAAAACAACAGAAAUAAAUGCGCUAAAACAUCAACAGUCUGUGUUAAUCCAUAUAAUGUGUUUCCCUUAGUUGAAUAGAGUCACUUAAAUCAAUGAACUUUUCAAUUAUCUAAUUUAUUGAGUAUUUCUGGCUUUGUUAUGCCACUUUCCCAUAAAUGAACGAUUUGGGGGAGUACGGGGCUCUUAGCCGCCCUGUCGACAGGUUCUCCCACCUGAGCUGUGGAUCUCAGCAGCUCCUCCAGAGUUGCUGCUUCUCAGCUUAAUGACCCAACCUGCCGCUGCUCUCCCAAGAAACCUGUGAGGCCUUCAUGGAGCAGCUGAAAGGUAAUCGGCUGCUCUAGAUUUUAUUUUAGGGGUAUCGGACUCAAAGAAAAAAAAAACUAUAAUUUUCUCAACGUCACAAUUAAAAGCUAGUUGUUGGUCUGUGACGUGCGAUCCAGUACACAGUACAUCCGCUUUGUGGUUGUAUUGAAACCAAAAGACGUGGAGAAAGUUUCCAGCGUUCACACAAAUGCCUAAUUGCUGAAGAUGUCGCUGGUGUUUUUUGCUUUAAGCCGAGUUGUUUCGCCAAGCGCCUUAGUUUAGAUUUUACCAGACUUUCCUUUCCUGCUGCUGCGGGAAUACGCGGCCGUGCGACCUCUGCAGAGCACAAAGAGGUUUCACUCGUUGGUCAGACAUGUUUGAGUAUAUCUACUGAAGCACCUUGCGGCGCGGCGUUGCCCCACAUCCUUCAGACCGAUGGUUGAACUUUAUGCAUCCCCACCUGGACACACUUCAGUGCUUUUACAUUUUCGUGCAUUUUGUGAGCUGAAGGUGCAGUAUUGUGCACUUUUGUCUCAUUAAAGAAGAGCUAUUUUCAUAUCUGCCUGUUGGUUUAAAUGUAAUAGAGAUAUUUAAAAUCCUAAAACCACUUGGUGUACAAUCGUCUGUAACGCGUUGGAGAACCAAAUAGUUGCUUUCAUCUUUUUUUUUUUUUAUAAAGAUCCUUAGCCUUAUUCCCAUGGACAGAUUUUAUUGUUAUUAUCAUUAAAGCUAAUAUUGCGUUGUUCUGUUAGAGCUCCCUGCGUUGCGAGGUUGUGUGAAAGGUACGUUUGGCUAAUGAUGAGCGUUUUUUUUGUUAUGUUUUUUCAGUGAUCAGGGCAUGUUUUGCCAAAGAUGCCUUUUAAACAUAAAUGUUUGUGUUUUGCACAUAUUCUGUGAAUGUUCUGAUCAUAAGCCAUUUAUUUCAGCAACUAAGAUGAAUGUAUAUUCAAUAAAUAUACUAAAGGUAAAAAAAAAA